Botrytis porri is the source of this 1458-nucleotide messenger RNA. RefSeq lists its product as uncharacterized. Lineage: Eukaryota; Fungi; Ascomycota; Leotiomycetes; Helotiales; Sclerotiniaceae. The record is from RefSeq and is a predicted model, not a curated record. Bases 1 to 1458 code for a protein of 485 amino acids. The transcript is spliced from 4 exons. Gene Ontology annotation, biological process: regulation of DNA-templated transcription.
AUGGAAUCCAAUGCUCUUCAAUUUUAUCAACCAGGAUUAUUGUUCGAGACUCAGGAGUCCACUGUCUGUUCUACGAUCCGAAACUAUUUACACAUGCUCACAGAUCGAUUCCCAGAUGAAUCACAGACUUAUAAACGAUUUAUAGAGAUUAUUAAGAAUUUUCAUGAAGAUGUGGAAAUGCCACGCGAAAUUCUUGAAGCAACAGUUGGAGAGAUUUUGAAAGGCCAUGAUGAUCUGAUUCAAGAAUAUCAGCGAAUCUGUAUACUUUUCGAUGAACGAGAUGAUUUUGAGCUGGCGAGGAAAAUAGUAGAAGAGGAGGAGAAAGAAGCGCUUCGGAUAAUCGCAAGUGCGAAAAGACAAGCUGCGCACAUACGAGCUUACAAGACGCAGAGAAAAUCCACGCUUCUGCGUCUUCCGAGGGAAAUUAGAGAUACGAUUUGGAAGGAUGUCGUGCAGGGGAAUAUAGUGCAUAUUUCCCGGGUUGAAGAUGAAAAUGCUUCUUCGUCGUCGUCGAUAUCUUUUAAGUAUCAUUCGUGCGUGGCGACCACCGGACUCAAAAGUUCGGCCUGUCCGGCGGGAGAAGGAGAUCAUGCGUUGUGCGCGAGAACUAGUCGCUCGGAUUUCCCUUCUCAUCGUUUGGUGUGCAAACAGAUGAAUCUGGAGCUUCCCGAAGCGAGAGCAACUUUCUUUGCGAAGAACGCGUUGCAUUUUGAUAAUUUGGAGGAUGCGCAGGAGUUUGUUUUCGGGUUGAAGGAAAGGGAUCGAGCGGCGAUUACGCAUAUUAGAUUACCGGUUCCGUAUUCGUUGGCGAUGAAGGAUUGUGAUGAGGGAAUGGAGUUUAGAGCUUGGGAAGCGAUUAUGAAUUAUUUUAGUUGUCCCUGGGUUCGAUCAACACUCCAUCUAUAUGACAACACUUCAAGGUUUUGGAAAAGACCAUGGUGCUUCAAAUAUUCCGCCUGUUAUUACCGCGAAAACAGGGAUCGAAUGUACAAAAAAUGGCAAGUCUCAUUCGGUGACUCGAGUUGGGAUAUUGAUAUUGCAUCUCUCCGCUACAAAGCCGAGCCCAGAAUCGAUAUCGGGAUGAGCUAUCCGGAAGUCGGCGAGUUAUUUUCUUCAGCUCCUCUUCUUCGUCUCUCCCCCUUUCUUUCAAUUCCACAAAGCACCUUCUUCCGUCCCCGUCCCCGCAACCACAUCCCUUUCUCAACACGAUUCGACAAUCCCGCACCAUGGAUACGCUCUCUCCUCCAAUUCCGUCAAUACUCCGGACUGAAUUUUCAUUUCUGGGCCUCCAAUCCCAUUUCUAAAGAGAAUGGAAUUCUGCGUGUUCCUCGACACGAAGCUUUUAUAGCAGCCUUGCAGGAAGAAGUAUCGCGCUCAGAAAUUGGUCCCUGGAAAAUCGUGCAGUUUAGACGGAAGCACUUUGGUAAUCCGGAUGUGGCUUCUUUGAGGAAUUUGUAG